Messenger RNA from Striga asiatica, 1496 nucleotides. Lineage: Eukaryota; Viridiplantae; Streptophyta; Magnoliopsida; Lamiales; Orobanchaceae. The record is from the annotation of a GenBank genome assembly.
CCACACUUCGUGUCAUCCAAACCUAACUUUCAACAUAACCUAUUAACAACUCUAAAUCUCUCUCUCUCUCUAUAUAUAGUGAUGGUAGAUAUAUAAUAUAGUUCCACAUAUUCUCAUGAUCUCACACAUCAAAUACCAAAAGCUGCAUGAACAUGAAAAUGGCAGCAUCUACUAAAUUUAGGCUUUUACCUUUGGCCACUUCAAUUUUUUUGGCAGUAAUCUCUUACUCUACACAUAGUUCUACUAUACAUUUAACCACACAAAAACUAUUGAAUAAGGUCAACAAAAAUGGGCCUUAUCUUGGACUGGUGAUACCAAAUCUGUUUGAGAUGAACCCUCUUCUUCAACACCCAAGUUACAAACCAUCAAAUCUUACUAUUGAUGUUGCAGGUAUCACUAAUUUAUNNNGGUUUCGUUUUGGUACAAUUGGGGAAGAAAAAGUCAUACUGGUCAUGACGGGAUUAGCCAUGCUAAAUGCAGGUAUUACCACACAAUUAUUGUUGACUUUGUUCAAUGUCAAAGGAGUUGUGCACUAUGGUAUUGCUGGGAAUGCAAAUCCACAGUUUAAUUUGGGUGAUGUUACAAUUCCCCAAUAUUGGGCUCAUUCAGCUCUUUGGAGUUGGCAGAGACAUGGGAAUGGACCAGAAAAUGAACUGCCCCUGGAAGCUUUUGGCGACUACACAAGAGAAAUCGGAUUUCUAAAUUUUGCGAGUUAUGCCACAAAUGUGAGUAAAUGCCCAGAAAAUGACAAUUUAUUGAACAAUGUUUGGUUCCAACCGGAGGAGAUAUUCCCUGUGGAUGGCACACCGGAAGAUAGGCAGCACGCCUUUUGGGUACCCGUUGAUGAAAAUUAUUUUCAACUCUCCCAAAAAUUAGAGGGAGUGAAGCUCGAGAGGUGCAUAAACUCCACCACGUGCCUAGACCAGCCUCCCAAAGUCGCGCGGGUGGCGCGUGGGGCCAGCUCCAGCAUCUACGUGGACAACGCCGCCUUCAGAGACUUCCUCCACCACAAAUUCGAAAUCACCGCCAUCGAGAUGGAGAGCGCCGCCGUGGCCCUGGUCUGCCGCCAGCAGCGCGUCCCCUUCAUCAUCUUCCGGGCGCUCUCCGACCUCGCCGGCGGCGGCUACGCCGAGUCGAACGAGGCCGACGCAUUCACGCCGCUGGCGGCGAACAACUCGGUGACGGUGGUGGUGGAGUUCGUCCGGCUAUUGGAUGCCUCCGCCGACACCUGGAGCGGCUCGGCGUCAUGAAACGCUAGGCUUUGUGUCGUUUUGGAAGAGUCGUGGUUCCUCCGUGCGCCGCUGUAACAACGAGGACUUUAAAGUGACGCUUUUAGAUAUAUAUAUAUAUAAGUGUCGUUUCAGAGUUUUUCCUUUGUUGUAAAUUGUGAUUUGUUAGCUUUUUUGUUUCAAUUAUUAAUAAACAAAGGUUCAUUUACAUUUGACUGUACUUUUUUAUUUUUUAUUUUUAAUAAAAAUACCACAUUCCAAAUUAAA